Molecule: messenger RNA, 954 nt
Organism: Mytilus trossulus (common blue mussel)
Lineage: Eukaryota; Metazoa; Mollusca; Bivalvia; Mytilida; Mytilidae
Product: NIF3-like protein 1
Exons: 5
Coding region: 44-721 (225 amino acids)
Cellular component (GO): cytoplasm; mitochondrion
Source: RefSeq, a predicted model, not a curated record
AGACACAAUCUUUUUGCUGAAACGUCCAAUAAGGUGAAGUUAAAUGCUUUCUACCAGAUUAUUUUCAACAAUUAGAUCACUUAAAGUAAUGGAGUUGAAAGAAGUCGUAAAAAAGUUAAAUCAAUUUGCCCCAACUUCAUUGGCAGAGAAAUGGGACAAUGUUGGACUAUUGAUAGAGCCAUCAUCACCAUUACAAGUGAAGACAAUCAUGCUGACCAAUGAUUUAACCCCUCCAGUAAUGGAUGAAGCUGUUGCCAAGGGAACCAAUUUAAUCAUUUCAUAUCAUCCACCAAUAUUUACUGGGAUGAAAUGUGUCACUCAGAAAUCAUGGAAGGAGAGAAUCGUGACAAAAUGUUUGGAGAAUAGGAUAGGAGUUUUCUCCCCUCAUACAAGCUACGAUUGUGUUGAAAAUGGAGUAAAUGAUUGGUUAAUAAACGCAUUUGAUGUUAUUGAUGUCAGACCAAUACAGAAUGCAAUGGAACUUCACAGUAACAUGUCAAAUAGUAUAAGUUGUUGUGUACCAAGAACACAGUGUGACAAAUUGCAGGAAGAUUUGUCUGGCAUUCCUCAUAUAAGGUUACCUCCUCUUUCUGCUGAAACAGAUGACCUAAUGAUUACAGUUGCUUGUUCACAGAACAAUGUUAGUAAAGUGGUUAAUGUAAUGAACAAGUAUACAGCACAGUUCAUAGAGGUUAAACAGAUGUCAAAGGUCAGUUCAUAGAGGUUAAACAGAUGUCAAAGGUCAGUUCAGAGAGGUUAAACAGAUGUAAAAGGUCAGUUCAUAGAGGUUAAACAUAUGUCAAAGGUCAGUUCAUAGAGGUUAAACAUAUGUCAAAGGUCAGUUCAUAGAGGUUAAACAGAUGUCAAAGGUCAGUUCAUAGAGGUUAAAUAGAUGUCAAAGGUCAAUUCAUAGAGGUUAAACUGAUGUCAAAGGUCAGUUCAUAUCAAACCUUU